This is a messenger RNA of Epinephelus moara (kelp grouper), 6199 nucleotides long. It is a transcript of the gene ntrk3b, whose product is annotated as neurotrophic tyrosine kinase, receptor, type 3b. Gene Ontology annotation, cellular component: plasma membrane; signaling receptor complex; axon. Gene Ontology annotation, biological process: regulation of phosphatidylinositol 3-kinase/protein kinase B signal transduction; cell surface receptor protein tyrosine kinase signaling pathway; protein phosphorylation. The transcript has 18 exons. Bases 363 to 2888 code for a protein of 841 amino acids. NCBI's taxonomy places the organism in Eukaryota, Metazoa, Chordata, Actinopteri, Perciformes, Serranidae. The record is from RefSeq and is a predicted model, not a curated record. Gene Ontology annotation, molecular function: ATP binding; transmembrane receptor protein tyrosine kinase activity; neurotrophin receptor activity.
GAGAGACGACGGCAUCAGCAGCACGGCAUUCCGGGGAAACACCAUGCAUCUUAGGCUAAAAAGACGACUGGAGCCUCACCGUAUUUCGCGUUCUUAUUUUUGAUUUCCGUUUUUUUUUUUGUUUCGUCUUUCUCCUCCCCCCCUCCUCUCUCCUUUUCACCCAAUCUCUGACGCGCAAGGACACUACAGCAUCCAUCCACGGCAGGAACGCUCACAUAGAGCAUCCUCUGUACAGACGCACCACCACCACCAUCCUCCUCCUUCCUUCCUUCCUUCCUCCCACUCUCCUCCUCUCCUCUCUCCUGUUCUGUUCUAACCCAGAGGACAUCGGGACAUCUUCUCCCCCCUAUUUACCCGGAGACAUGGAUCUAUGGUUUCAUUCGAUCCGGAUUUGCUGGUGGAGGGUUUUGUUUCUGAUGAGUGUUUUCCAGGACUAUCUGAGCUCCAUGCUGGACUGCCCGCCGACCUGCAGCUGCUCUCAAACAGAGAUCUAUUGCAAUAAGUCCGACAACGGCAGGUUUUUCCCUUUACUCGCCCUGCAAGAUACUGGGAGCAAUGGGACCAGUGUUGACAUAGCAGAGUUAUUCAAAAACAUCACCUCUAUACACAUAGAGAACUGGACGGGAUUGCAGACUCUGAGAGACGUCGAUAUGGAGCUCUACACUGGACUACAGAGACUAACUAUCAUGAAUUGCAACCUGAGGGUGAUCCAGGCUCGAGCGUUCGCUCAGAACCCACACCUACGCUACAUAAACUUGUCAAAGAAUCCUCUCACCACUCUGUCAUGGCAGCUCUUCCAGCACCUCCAAGUCUCGGAACUGCGCCUGGACGGCGUUGUGUUUGAAUGUGGUUGUGACAUUCGCUGGAUCCAGCUGUGGCAGCAGAGAGGAGAGGCCGGGCUCCAUACACAGCAGCUGUACUGCAGGAACGGAGCCUCCAAGAUCCGACUGCACAACAUGUACAUCCACAACUGUGACUUACCAGAGAUCAGUGUGAGCCACAGCAGUGUGUUGGUGAUGGAGGGCGACAAUGUGACUGUGAGCUGCAAUGGAUCUGGAUCACCGCUGCCUGAAGUGGACUGGACUGUCAGCGGCCUGCACUCCAUCAACACACACCUGUCCAAUGUAUACUGGCCGAACAUCCACUCUAUCAACCUGACUCUUUUCAACAUCAGCCGAGAUGACAACAACUUCCAGCUGACCUGCAUUGCGGAGAACGUGGUGGGGAUGACCAACUCCUCCAUCCAGCUCAAUGUACAAUUUCCUCCAGUCAUCCUGAGGCUGGCUGAACCUGAGCAGCGCCACGAUACCUGCAUCGAGUUUACAGUUCGGGGUUACCCCCAUCCCAAGCUGCGUUGGUUCUACAAGCAAAAGGAGAUUGUCCAGAAUGAUUACAUUCGAACUGAGAUGGACUUCUACCAGGACUAUCUGGAAGGCUGUCUGACCUUCCAGAACCCAACACACAUCAACAACGGGAACUACACUCUGGAGGCCAGCAACCCUCUGGGAACAGUCUCCAAGACAGUGUAUGGUCACUUCCUUAUGGACCCAGGUAUUGAUGAAGACAUAGAGGAACUAGCUACUCCGACGCCAUCAGAGGGAGAUUCAGGCCCACCAGAUGAAGAUACGUUUGGGGUUUCCAUCGCCGUGGGUUUGGCGGGUUUUGCUUGCGUCCUCCUCCUCGUCCUUUUUGUUCUCAUCAACAAAUACGGCCGGCGCUCCAAAUUCGGUAUGAAAGGUCCAGUAGCUGUGAUCAGUGGUGAAGAAGACUCUGCCAGCCCUCUUCAUCACGUCAACCAUGGGAUUAUUACCCCCUGUACUCUGGAUGCGGGUCCUGAUGCCGUUGUCAUAGGGAUGACUCGUAUUCCUGUGGUGGAGAAUCCUCAGUACUUCAGGCACGGACACAACUGCAACAAGCCGACCACUCUUGUCCAGCAUAUAAAGCGGAGAGACAUCAUCCUGAAGAGGGAGUUGGGUGAAGGAGCGUUCGGUAAAGUCUUCUUGGCAGAGUGUUACAACCUCAGUCCCACCAAGGACAAGAUGCUGGUGGCUGUCAAGACACUGAAAGAUCCCAACCUGUCGGCAAGAAAGGACUUCCAGAGGGAGGCAGAGCUGCUGACCAAUCUGCAGCAUGAUCACAUCGUUAAAUUCUAUGGUGUGUGUGUAGAUGGAGACCCUCUCAUCAUGGUGUUCGAAUACAUGAAGCAUGGAGACCUCAACAAAUUCCUCAGAGCCCACGGCCCAGACGCUAUGAUUCUGGUAGACGGCCAGCCGCUGCAAUCCAACGGAGAGCUGGGCCUUUCCCAGAUGCUGCACAUUGCCACCCAGAUCGCCUCGGGCAUGGUGUACCUGGGCUCCCAGCACUUUGUCCACAGAGAUCUGGCAACCCGUAAUUGCCUGGUGGGAAAUGGCCUGCUGGUUAAGAUUGGAGACUUCGGCAUGUCAAGGGAUAUCUACAGCAGUGACUACUACAGGCGUGACAGCUGGGCCGGUUCGGACCUUGCUGGGGGCAACGCCAGCAGUUAUGAAGUACUUGCCUGCUGGGUUGGAGGACAUACCAUGCUACCUAUUCGCUGGAUGCCCCCAGAGAGCAUCAUGUACAGGAAAUUCUCAACGGAAAGUGACGUGUGGAGCUUUGGAGUGAUCUUGUGGGAGAUCUUUACCUAUGGGAAGCAGCCUUGGUUUCAGCUGGGUAACAAUGAGGUUAUUGAGUGCAUAACCCAGGGUCGGGUUCUGGAGAGGCCACGGAUUUGUCCUAAGGAGGUGUACGACAUCAUGCUGGGCUGCUGGCAGAGGGAACCGCAGCAGCGACUGAACAUUAAGGACAUUCAGAAGGUCCUGUUCGCCAUGGGGAAAGCCACGCCGGUCUACCUGGACAUCCUGGGCUAGCAGCCAUCCGGGGUGGCCCGUUCCUCGCCAGACAGACAGAACGACAGAGACAUACAGACAGACCGACCCACACGAAUCCAGGAAUAACCAAACCAACCUACUCCACUGUCGAAAAACACCUACAAUGUUUGGGAAGGACUUAAGUGCCUGCAACACUUUUGGAUAUAGUGGAUAUAACGUAUUCAAAAAACACGCACUUUUACAUUUUGUUUACUUGCGUAUAAGAUGUACAGGUUUGAAGAAGACUUUUUUUUUCCUCGAAAAACUGCAAAAAUACACAAAAAUGGAGACAAAAAGGGAAGUGAACUGGCAAUAGGAAAAUGGCCACAGUUUGAUCAUAUUAUGGAGAGAACACAUCAGAGUUAAAAUCUAUCCUGGGUUUGGUUUUAUGAAUAUAUAUAGAAAUAUUACAUAUAUUUUAUAUUUAUUUCUUUUUGUCAGGAUGUUGAAGGGUCUGCCAUGUUUGUUGCUAAGGGCUCGGCCCUGCCUGAAGACGUCACCGACAAACUAUUGGCAGGGACUCGACGAUGGUAGCCUUACUUGCACUCUGAUUGGCUGGCACUGAGCUUUUGACGGGAACUCUGCUUCUGUGGAAUUACACUGGAUGGUUGAGAAAAAAAAAGAAAAAAAAAGCGCUCUGUAGAGGACCUACCCAAUCAGACAACCGACAAAUCUAUUUUAAUUUAAAAAUAAUGUACAUAUUGUAAAAUUCUAUGUGUCAAAAUUAUGUUAACUUAUUUUUUCGGGUGUUAUUUUGGUUCCUUUUCUGACUGUGAUCUGGGUGACUAAAGUAUAAAGCUAUGGUACUUGUUUUCAUCCUAAUCCAGAAGAGAUUUCUCUUGGGAAUUACCUGUGUCAGUGCUGGUAAGUUGUCUUAUGUGGUGAAGGUGAAUGGCAGUGAAUACAGUUCGAUAAGUCAGCUGACACCGAAUCACAGAGACUCUGGAGAAUGGGGGACGACUCGGAGCCAUCAACACGACACUUUUCCAAAGAGGCAAUGAAGCCUCUUAUUCACUUUCCAGUUCAUUUGCUUUCUAUGGCAAAAAUAAUGCGUUGAUAAGUACUAUGUUACACCACACCCCUCGAACACAUACACACGCUUUGAGAAACUGUUCUGUCAUUUUUAGGCUUUUUGGUGUGAAACUGCUUUUCCACUCUAAAGAAAACAUUUUUGUAACUGGAAGGAUGAAUCAUCUGUUAGCUGCAGGUGUGUGUGUGUCGCAUACAUAGCCCAAGAAAAUCUGUAACUUAAAGGAAUAGUUAGACAUUUUUGGAAAUAGUCUUAUUUACUUUUUUUGCUUAGAGUUUGAUGAGAGGGUUGAUGCGAGUCUCAUAUCUGUCAGCUCAACAUGAAGCUGGAGCCUGAAAACAGGGAAAAAACUAGCCUGGCUCUAUCCAAAGGUAACAUCUACCAGUUCCUCUAAAGCUCACAUAUGCUGUGUUCAAAUGGGGUCGUGUUUAUUUCGUUUACAAGAAGAGUCCAUAUGAAUGCCCCCGUUAGGAUAUUUACGACCUCGUCAGGGAAAAUUUCUGAGAGCUUCAUGUUCACGACUUAGUGUACGUGACUUCCCAUGUCUUUAACAUGAGCUCACGAGUUCCACUCGAAUGCAGUACUAACCAUUUUAUCUUAUGCUAAGCUACGAUAACCACUUGCUAUAAAUAGCUUGAUUUCAGUCAGUUCAGUAUGAAGCUGGAGCCAGGAGUUGGUUAGCUUAUCUUAGCACAUAGACUGAAAACAGAGGGAAAUAGCUCACCUGGCUUUAUCCAAAGGUAACAUAAAACACCUAUCAUCCCUUCUAAAGCUCACAUAAGACUGUUAGCUUAUGCCAAGCUAAAAUAACUGGUUGCUAUAAGUAGCUUCAUAUUUACUGUCACCUCAGUAUGAAGCUAGAGCUAGUAGUUGGUUAGCUUGGUUUAGCACACAGACUAAGAACACAGGGAAAUAGCUGGCCUGGUUAUAUCCAAACGUAACAAAAAACACCAAUCAGCACUUCUUUAGCUUACAUAAGCCCAUUAGCUCAUGCUAAGCUAAGAUAAUAGGUUGCUAUAAGUAGCUUUGUAUUUGCUGUACAGACACGACAGUGGUAUCAAUCUUCUCAUCUAACUCUCAGAAAGAAAGCAAAUUAGUGUAUUUCCCAAAAAUUGUCAAACUUGAUUGCAAACAUUUAGGUCAAUACCAUAAGGAUCCUGUCACUUCACAAGCUGAGAAAAAAACAUGGUGGCUUCUUCCCUCACAUUUCAUUUAGAACAACAAAAUAAAAACUUCAAGUUUUUACUUUUCUGAUUUUUUUUUCUUUACCAUCAACUGUACAUGACACACAGUCACUCUUUUCUUCCUCGCACUUGUGGCCUUUGCAUGUUUAGCAAUGAUGAGGUUUUGCACCCAUCUAUUGCUUUGAUAAAACCUCUUCUGCCACGACCAGAGAGGAGCCACUGAAGCAGGUAGACACUUGUGUUAAUUUGUGGAUGGUACAUCAAAAAUAAUAAUCACUAAAGUGGAUCAGCUAACUGUGUGGUAUUGCGCGUUCCAUAUUUUUGAUAAUUACAGUAUUUAAUGAACUGGUAAACAUGAAGAGUUUUGUUCCAAAAUGUGGCAGAAAAACAUGACCCCCAAAAAGCUUCACAGCAAAAAAAAGAAAAAAAAAUCUAAAACCAAAUGAAAUUACUUUUAAAGACUCGUUCUUAAUUAAGUGCUCGAAAAUGAGUUAAUUUUUACAGAGUGGAUUCUGUAGAUUUCUCAGACACCGAAUGGAAAACCUCAGGCAACAAUUUUAUUUUAUGUUGUAUCUGGAUAUAUAGCGUUUUGGAGUGGAACUCUUCACAUCUCUUCCUUAUUAUCUUAACAUGAAUUCUCACAGUAUCACAGUGUUGUCUCUGUUCCCCUUGGGACUAUGUAAAUCAUUAAUGAGCAUUCAGUUAUUUCAAGUAUUUUAUAUGAAAGGCAGGAUCAAAUCCAACGAGUUACCCAAAGCAUUGAGUUUUUGUGUAUUCUCUUGUGGUAAAGAUAAACGCUUAAAGACAUUAUGACACAGACCGUGAGCAUUUGCAGGGUAUUGUAAUCCUUUCAUGGUGAGUUGAAUAUUGUUUUAAAAAAAGUUUUCCUUUUCUUUUCUUGGAUGAACUAACUGAACACUUUUUGAAGCAAAGUUGGCAUAUUACCAUGUACACAUGUUACAGAAUAUAAAAAUGUGGUAUAACAACUGCAGUAUAUAAAAUACUGGUAUUCCAUGAUAGAUCUUUGUAUUAAUGUGACUCUCUUAAGAAAAUGUCUUCAAACAAUCAGACGAUCUCCUUUUCCAUUUUGUCCUGUC